Nicotiana attenuata is the source of this 1222-nucleotide messenger RNA. RefSeq names its product tetraspanin-8-like. Gene Ontology annotation, biological process: auxin-activated signaling pathway. Bases 147 to 950 code for a protein of 267 amino acids. The record is from RefSeq and is a predicted model, not a curated record. Gene Ontology annotation, cellular component: plasma membrane; plasmodesma. The transcript has 2 exons. Lineage: Eukaryota; Viridiplantae; Streptophyta; Magnoliopsida; Solanales; Solanaceae.
ACCUUCUUAUAACGUCACCAAAAUCACACCAUUUUUCUACUUCUUCGGUUUCCUCAUAUCCUCCUCAAAUUCUCAUCUGGGGUUGCUCAAUUUGUUGAAAUCUAAUCACUUUUCUCUUCAAAAAAUCAAUUCUUGAUUCUAAAAAAAUGGUGCGUGUGAGUAACAAUUUAGUAGGAAUUCUAAACAUAAUCACAUUUCUAAUUUCAAUCCCAAUUAUUGCUGGGGGGAUAUGGCUAUCAAGACAAGCAAAUACAGAAUGCGAAAGGUUUCUUGAAAAACCUGUGAUCGCACUUGGAAUAUUUGUCAUGUUAGUUUCACUAGCUGGAUUAAUUGGUUCAUGUUGUAGAGUUUCAUGGCUUCUUUGGGUUUACCUUUUCGUUAUGUUCUUGUUGAUUUUGUUGAUCUUUUGCUUCACUAUUUUUGCAUUUGUUGUGACUAAUAAAGGGGCUGGUGAAGCACUUUCUGGUAAAGGGUAUAAAGAGUAUAGGCUUGGUGAUUAUUCUAAUUGGUUACAGAAAAGAGUUAAUAAUCAUUGGGGUAGGAUUCAGAGUUGUUUGCAGGAUAGUAAGAUCUGCAAAACUUUAAUUGAUGAUGGGUCUAGCACAAAAGUUGAAGAUUUUUACAAGAAACAUCUCUCUGCUCUUCAGUCUGGUUGCUGCAAGCCAUCAAACGACUGCAACUUUGCCUAUGUGAGCCCGACCAACUGGACCAGGACUGCAAGUUCAUCCUCAACCAAUCCAGACUGUGGCCUGUGGAACAACGAUCCAAAUGUCUUGUGUUACGGCUGCCAAUCCUGCAAAGCCGGGCUGUUAGACAAUAUCAAGAGUGACUGGAAGAGGAUAGCUGUACUCAACAUCAUAUUCCUCGUCUUCCUCAUCGUCGUCUACUCUGUUGGAUGUUGUGCCUUCAGAAACACCAGGCGCGACAAUUCUUAUAAACGUUACCCUUGAUAGUGUUACUUCAAUCUUAUAGUGCUUUCACGAUACCCCUUUGGUCAUUUUUGUCGCGUAUUAUAUGGAGUAGAACAUUUAGUAUGUUCAUGUACAGAGUAUUUGUUGGACUAGUUUAUUACUUUGGGUAUAUGUGAAUUCAUACUAAUACACGAGUUUGUUGUUUAGAAUAUGACAAUUGGUUGGAGAUAACGAGUGCUUUGUUCCUUGAUUAAAUCAUGAAUUCGUCGAGUCUUGCAUCUUUUUCUAACAAACAGUUAUUUUAUUUGGUA